GAAUUGGUGGAUGCCCGAGAUGUCACUAUUGGAUCCUGGUUCGAAGCUCAUAUAGAAAAUGUAACUCGAGCAACAAAAGGACAUAAAAAUGGAAAAGCUCAAGGAAAGAGUGGCAAUAAUUACAAAAGGACUAAUGGAAACUUGAGCCAAGAUCAUUCUAGAGAAAAUACAAAUAAUUUGGACAAUACACCUUCCACAUCUUAUUCAGAUUAUAUGGACACUGAUGAAGAUAUUAUUUAUCAUAUCAAGUAUGAUGAAUAUCCAGAAAGCGGCAUUGUGGAAAUGACUGUCCAUAAUCUGCGGCCUCGAGCAAGAGCUAUUUUGAAGUGGAACGAAUUACAUGUGGGUGAUAUGGUGAUGGUUAAUUACAAUGUAGAGAGUCCAGAAGAAAGAGGAUUCUGGUUUGAUGCAGAAAUUACCUCUCUGAGGGAAAUUUCAAGGACUAACAAAGAGGUUUAUGCCAAAAUUAUGCUGGGAGGCCCAGAAGAUGUAAUAAAUGAUUGCAAACUCCGUUUUAUAGAGGAAAUAUACAAGAUUGAAAAACCAGGAGCAUAUCCACUGACAUUUGCAGAUGGAGAGUUCAAAAGAAAAAGUGGUCCUGAAUGUAAACACUGCAGAGCUGACCCAAAUAAAGAAUGUAGAUUUUGUUCUUGUUAUCUAUGUGGGGGAAAACAGGAUGCACAUAUGCAACUUCUCUGUGAUGAGUGUAACAUGGCCUACCACAUAUAUUGCCUGAACCCACCAUUAAGCAAAAUACCAGAAGAUGAGGACUGGUACUGUCCUUCCUGUAAAAAUGAUUCUAAUGAAGUUGUAAAAGCUGGGGAAAAGCUCAAACAAAGUAAAAAGAAAGCAAAGAUGCCAUCUGCCUGCACUGACAGCCAGCGAGAUUGGGGCAAGGGCAUGGCCUGUGUUGGCCGUACUAAGGAAUGCACUAUUGUUCCUUCUAACCAUUAUGGACCUAUACCUGGUGUUCCUGUUGGGGCAACAUGGAAAUUUAGAGUGCAGGUGAGUGAAGCUGGUGUUCAUAGACCUCACGUUGGUGGAAUCCAUGGACGUAGUAAUGAUGGAGCUUACUCCCUUGUGUUGGCUGGAGGAUUUGAAGAUGAAGUUGACCGAGGUGACGAAUUUACUUACACCGGGAGUGGUGGAAGAGAUCUUUCUGGCAAUAAAAGAAUUGGGGAACAUUCAUUUGAUCAAACUCUAACACACAUGAACAGGGCCCUGGCUCUAAAUUGUGAUGCCCCACUGGAUGACAAAAAUGGAGCUGAGUCUAAAAAUUGGAGAGCUGGAAAACCAGUUAGAGUUGUUCGCAGUUCAAAAGGUCGAAGGAUCAGCAAAUACGCUCCUGAGGAAGGCAAUAGAUAUGAUGGCAUAUACAAGGUGGUGAAAUAUUGGCCAGAAAUUGGAAAAUGUGGAUUUUUAGUUUGGCGCUAUCUUCUGAGAAGAGAUGAUGCUGAACCUGCACCUUGGACUACAGAGGGAAUUGAACGGUCAAAGAAAUUGGGCCUGAGUUUACAGUACCCAGAAGGCUAUUGGGAAGCUAUGGCAAAUAAAGAAAAGAAAGACAAAGUAAAAAAACAGCCUAUGAAGCAGGAGCCUGUGGAACAGAGCAAUGGAAAUCAGAAAAGACCAAUUAUUGAUGACAAUAUAAAGCAACCUACAAACACAGCCAAAACCAUGAAGAUGAGUGAUGGAGGGAAAGGAGAAGCUUUUCAGCUAACGCAGCAACAACAAUGGUUGAUACAGGAGGACUCUCCGAACCAGAAAUUAUGGGAUGAAGUUCUUAAAUUUCUUAAGGAAGGACCAAAUUUUUUGAAGAAACUGGAACAAUCCUUUAUGUGUGUUUGCUGCCAGGAGCUGGUUUACCAGCCGGUGACCACAGAGUGCCUGCACAAUGUCUGUAAAAGCUGUUUACAGCGCUCUUUCAGAGCUGAAGUCUUCACCUGUCCUGCUUGCCGACAUGACCUUGGAAAGGGCUACACCAUGGUUCCCAACAAGAUACUGCAGACACUACUUGACCAGUUCUUCCCUGGUUAUAGCAAAGGACGAUGAUAUGUAUUCAUAACCUUCUUCUCCAAAUGACUGAAUAAACUGUAAAAAAGCGAACAAUCUAGGAAAACUCCAACAGUGGACCAGCCAACUUGAGGGAAUUCAUAUUACUGUCACAUUGUGAAGCCGCUAACUCAACCCUCUUUCCCAUUUAGCAAUCUUUUGUGUAGUAAGAACUUCACAUUCACAGCUUCCUUUCCAAAAAGGUAGUUUUGAACAGACGACCAUUAGUUUGUAUGCAGGAAUAGAAACUUUCUUGGCUCUGGCCACAGUAGUAGCAGGUGCUUCAGUUGUUUUUAUAACUACCUCAGAUGGAGAAAACAAUUUUGGGGGAAGUUUAAGAACACAUCAAAUGAAGUUUAGCUACACACUGCCUCCUGAACAUUAGUUUUGCCUGAUCCGUGCAAUUUGAUUUUACAACAAGAAAACAGUACUUAAGAAGCCAGUUUUAUUGCAGAACAUCAAAUUCUGUGGUGUGCAUAAUUCUUUAUUGUGUUUCCUCUCCUGCUGUCUUUCUUACUCCUUUUGCAAGAACAAGCUUUUAGUCUAUUUUUGUGAGCGUUAUUGUGCUCUCGUAUCUUCUGCAAGUUGACUACUAAGGACUGAGAACAAUAUGAAUGCAUUGUUGCUGUUAAUGUAAAGUGAUUUGUGUUUUUUGCACUUAAAGAGGGUAUUCAAGACACUCUAGUUGUGUAAAAACUAUUUCAUAUAAAACAAGCCACUUUUGUAUUAGGUAAAACUGUUUGCUUUUAGUAGGUCUUGUAUUAGUGGCAAUACAUCUUAUAAGCAUUGAAAGCAGUGCUAGCUUGGAGAGGGCUCAAAUUGCUUCAUAUUGUGAUCUGAAAUUUUAUAUACAGUAUAUUCCCCACCCCUGAAUAUACUUAUUAAAUAUUUUAUGAUUCAUAAAGUGUUGAUUGUUUGCAUUUUACACCCAUAACAUGACAGUAAGUAAUUUCCUAAAAUAGUGUUUUUAUAUAUUACAUAAAAUUCCAUUUGAAAUUUUGAUAUGCAGGACAAGUAAACCUGAAGUUUACAUUAGUCCUUUGGCAUUUGCCUUGCAGAGUUAUAUAUUUUAAAAUACAUUUUUAUAAGACUUUCAUUCUGAGGAGUUUACAUUUUCAUAUCAGCUUUUGAUUAAAGUUAGCAAAUUACUACUACUAUCAGAACAGAUAACAUUGAGUACUUACAUACUAGUUUAACAUAUACAUAGCUUUUCAUGCAUUUCUUGAAUCCUUACAUGGAGAAGCUGGUAUUAUCCCUAUAUUACAUAUUAAAACCGAACCUUUUGGUUCUAAGUCAGAUAUGAUACUGAACCUUGGAUUAGCAUUAUUUAACCAGUUUGGGCUUAUAUUUCCUUUUUUUUCUUUAGCAGAAAGAAAUUAGAAUAAAACAAGAUGCUUUAAAAUAAUGGGUGUCGAAUUCACAUAUAACACUACACCAGAAUUUUUAACUUAAAAGGUUAAAGCCAUAGGGACCUAGUUUACAUGUAAUACAUGUAAAAAAUAAAUAUUACGGCUUUCAUUAUGGAUGAACUGGGCCAGUAUCUAAACUCAGGCUGGUUUACACUAUACUUAGUCAAUCAGCCAGGAUAACAAAACUACAGUUAAUCAUGACUUAUUUGAAUUAUUCAGUUUAAAUAAACCAGAGUUUUUCAACUGUGAUAGCAAAAGGAAUCUAGUUAGAUAAAAAUUGAAAGCAGAACUUUUCUGUUUCCUCCUUGGAGACACAGAUUAAAUAAUGAUUUUGCUAGAUCAGCCAGCAGUCUGUUUUAGACAUAAGAGUACUUACGGAAUUUGUGGCCAAAGCAGGAUAAGAAAGCAAAGGUUGCAUUAGUACAUAACCCUAAGUUCAUAAAUGGUUUUAGCUACUCCGGCAGCAAUAGCAGUCUCCCAAGCUGAUCCGUUUCCUUCAGUGACGAGACAACCAUGAAAUUAAAAGCUUUCAUUUGGGCUUUCAGUCGUGGUUAGUCAGUAUAUCUUCAGCCUAGACAACGUUUUAAUUAUCUUCUACUGCAUGCCCAGGGAACCUCUAGCCUGCCUAGUACUGGAUUCUGUGCCCCAUUUCUCUUAUCAAUUGCCAAUAGUGAUGAGGUGUAGUGGGGAUUAGAGGAAUGAUACUGGAAGGAGUGCUGUUCCCCAACUCUUAUCUAGAAAACCAAUUUCAAACUGAUCAAUGAUCCUUGCUUAUUUCAUAAAGAUAGUUAAUGCUAAGCACAAGUGCUAUCUUUGCAGUUAAGACCCAGUUCACACAUAAGCAUGGUUUGUACAUAGAGUUAUGCCCUAUACACCUAAGAUUAAAUUGUAAGUUAGCAUUAUGUAUAAACCAGACCAAAGUUAAUAAUUAGGGAGAAUAUGAGAAGAAAUAAUUCAGUGGCCAAUUUCUGACAUGCUAAAGAAUGACGUUUUGAACAAGCUAUAGUGUUCUGGUUUGCCAAAGCCAUAAACAAGGACUCAACUAUCUUGCACAAUGACUCAAGUAUUCCCCUGCCUCCUAGCACAAAAUUAAAACUGCCAAAUUUUCUGGAAUUUUGAUAACCACCUUUGAGGUGGCUAGAAAUUUGUGAAGCUUUGGGAGAGGCAGAAAUAAAUGUUGGGUUUUCAUGCAAGAUUUCAGCAUUUUAAAAAUACUGAAAUAAACCAUUUUAUGGGGAUGGUGGUUGCCUUUUCCUGAUCCCUGCCAUAAGUCAUGGCCUAGAAAUCACAAUGACUGGCUUUGUGUACCACACUACUAAUAAAAUGUUGAUCAUUUUUCUCGUACAUCAGAACAGUUCACUCUGCUUCGGAGUAAUUCCUGUUGAGUUACAUGGAGUUUAUCCCAAGUUUCGUUACUGUGAAAUUACCGCCUCAGGGUCUACUGGAGCAUUAGUUGCAGGCCUUUUUUCCCCACAAAAACAUUUGUUGUUUGGAUUCUAAUUAUAUGUAGGAGGCACUUUAUUAUUCAUUUCCUAUCCCUGCAAGCUUCUCUGAAACCAGAGGUGGUAAGCGCCACACUAAAUUGGGUGUAUUGUGGUUCUUUUUAGGCAGCUGUUAAGGCAGUUUUCGUAGCAGCCAGCUUGCCAUCAAUGUCUUCAAGUUGGAAUUCUCUUUUGAUAAUUGUGGGCAUCUCUCUGUUUAA
Messenger RNA from Python bivittatus (Burmese python), 5163 nucleotides. NCBI's taxonomy places the organism in Eukaryota, Metazoa, Chordata, Lepidosauria, Squamata, Pythonidae. The record is from RefSeq and is a predicted model, not a curated record.